CGCGCAACCGGAGACGCAGGGCGGUGAGGCGGCCCCAGGGCCCCCGCGCUCCUCUCCUUUCUUCUCUCCCUCUUGCCUUUCUUCCUUCCUUCCUUCCUUCCUUCCGCCGCCUCAACCGGGCCCUCCCCGGCCCACGCCGCCCCAGCCCCCGGUCCCUGCCAUCCCAGCUUGGCCCCCGCCACCCCGGCCCACAAUGGAGACGAAUCCGCCGAAGCGGAAGGAAACGCGCAAGUCGCUGCGGAUUAAAGUCAUCUCCAUGGGCAACGCGGAGGUGGGCAAGAGCUGCAUUAUAAAGCGUUACUGUGAGAAGAGGUUUGUGCCCAAGUACCUGGCCACCAUUGGCAUCGACUAUGGCGUCACAAAAGUGCAGGUCAGAGACCGGGAGAUCAAGGUGAACAUUUUUGACAUGGCAGGGCACCCAUACUUCUAUGAGGUGAGGAAUGAAUUCUACAAGGACACACAAGGGGUCAUCCUGGUCUAUGAUGUUGGACAGAAGGAGUCUUUCGACGCACUGGAUGCGUGGCUGGCUGAGAUGAAGCAGGAGCUGGGCCCACACGGGAACAUGGAGAACAUUGUCUUUGUUGUCUGUGCAAACAAGAUUGACUGCAGCAAGCACCGAAGCGUGGACGAGAGCGAGGGGCGGCUCUGGGCGGAGGGCCGCGGCUUCCUGUACUUCGAGACGUCGGCACAGACAGGAGAGGGCAUCAACGAGAUGUUCCAGACCUUCUACUCUGCCAUCAUUGACCUGUGUGACAACGGUGGGAAGCGUCCUGCCUCCAGCAUGGGCGUUGGCUUCACCAAAGAGCAGGCAGAUGCCAUCCGCAGGAUCCGCAGCAGCAAGGACAGCUGGGACAUGCUGGGGGUCAAACCCGGGGCCACGAGGGACGAAGUGAACAAAGCCUAUCGGAAGCUGGCCGUGCUGCUCCACCCGGAUAAGUGCGUGGCGCCCGGCAGCGAGGACGCCUUCAAAGCCGUCGUGAAUGCCCGGACUGCGCUGCUCAAGAACAUCAAGUAGGAACAGAGCCACUCGGAGCUGGAAACCUUCCCCUCUUCCCAGCUUGCUCCCUCUCCUCCUCACACUGGCACGGACACCACGGGAGCAGAACUGCAUCUCACCUCCUGCACUUGGGAUGUGCUGGAAAGAGGGCAAGAGUGCUGAGGAGGAGAAGGGGAACCUAGGACCCUCCCUGAUCCUAGGUCAGUGGUUGGUGUAAGUUCUGAAAGCAGUGAGGUCCUCACCUGUCCUGGCUAUGUUACUACCUGGGAAUUACCAGGGAGAAACUUGCUCCAGCGGUAACUGGAGUUACCACUGCAGGGAGAAACUGCUCCAAGAGUGUCCUCCUCUUUGUCCCCAGGCUGUUGUGAUACCAGGAACAGUCUCUUUGGCAGGACUAGGGCUCUCUUCCAGCACCCUUGUUCUCAGCACAGUACAGUCUCCUACCACCACCUCCUAAAGCUGCAGUUCUUCAAGCCAGGUGCUCGCUCCCUCCUAUCCCUCUCCUCAUGCUGCGCAGGUGAGCUUUGGGUAGAUGUCACUGCACCACUCUCCUUGGAAGGAGGCAGGAGGAAGGUACUUACCCAAGGAGAAGUCAAUUCAUGACUGUCUGUGAGCUCUGCCCUUCCUCUCCAUGGCCAGCCUUAUCUCCUGAGCUUCCCUGGCACCACAGAGUGGUGUGGAUGCCCGCAAUCACCAUGCUCUUGGAUGGCAGAGGGGGCACGUUCUCCUCCAACCAUCUCCUCUCACAGCAGCAACAUGCCACUGCUGUUGCUGGUUGUCAUGGGUUGCUCCCUCCUAGUCCUGGCUGCUCUUUUUGGUUUUUUAAAUACUUUUGUUCAUUUAGAGGGGAGCAUUCCUGGUCACCCCCACCCCUGCAGAGGCUUCAGAUCUGGCCAUCAUGUUGGUGAGGCAGAGCAGAGCUGUGAUGGCUGCUCCUAAGAGGAGGGCAAACAGGAGGUUCCUUGGGUUCCAUGGUUUGGCCAGGACUCAGAUUUCUUCCCUUGCUGCUGUGUGAGCUUGGCAGGGAAGAUCAAGACUAUGAAAUGAAAAGUGUGAAUGAUGUGUGCACUUACUCCACCCCACAGGUGUCCUGUCCCAGACUUUUCUCCUGUGGUCCAGUGUAAUAGGAUUUGU
Molecule: messenger RNA, 2131 nt
Organism: Dryobates pubescens (Downy woodpecker)
Lineage: Eukaryota; Metazoa; Chordata; Aves; Piciformes; Picidae
Gene: DNAJC27
Product: DnaJ heat shock protein family (Hsp40) member C27
Exons: 7
Coding region: 194-1015 (273 amino acids)
Molecular function (GO): GTP binding; GTPase activity
Source: RefSeq, a predicted model, not a curated record